ACAGUUUGAGGCCCAGGCCCAUCUCCUCCGUAUACUAACCACACGCACUGACGCACAGAAGCCAGGACCGCCGCCGCGUACCGCUCCUCCUCGCCGGCGCCCCCGACCGCUUUCGAGUUCGAGCAAUGGAGUCGAGGAGGCCGCCGCCCUCCCCCCUCGUCGACAGCUAUGUGGUACCCGGCGACGUCGUCCUGGACCUCUCCGAGAUGACCAACCAGACCAUAAAGCUCGGCACGGGCCUGCGUCAGGAAUGUGACACCAUCCAGGCCACCAUUGCUGGGGUGCUGCGGCUGUCGAAGCCCAACAAGUAUUGGGUUGAGAGCUCCCAGAAGAGGUAUGUACCUUCUGUAGAAGAUACAGUUCUUGGUGUCGUGGUCGACACGAAACCAGAUAACUUUUUGGUGGACAUAAAGGGUCCUAAUGUGGCCUUUCUACCAGUGCUUUCAUUUGAAGGUGGUACCAGGAGAAACAUACCAAAGUUUGAGAUUGGUACAUUAAUAUAUGCUCGAGUGGUGAAGGCAAAUAGCAUCAUGAAUCCAGAGCUCUCAUGCAUGGAUGCUACUGGGAAAGCUGCUGAAUUUGGUCAGUUGAAAGGUGGCUAUAUGUUUGACACAUCAACUGGCAUGUCACGAAUGUUGUUAAGUUCGCCAACAUGUCCAGUUCUGGAGGCCCUUGGGAAAAAACUAUCAUUUGAGAUUGCUGUUGGACUCAAUGGUCGAGUCUGGGUUAAUGCUCCUGCACCAAGUACUGUCAUUCUUGUAUCAAAUGCGAUUAUGAGGUCAGAAUCUUUGAGUGGCAUAAAACAAAGAGCUAUGGUAGAAAAUCUCCUGGAGAGAUUGUCAUGAUGGCAAUGUACUCUGACGCUAUCGAUGUAUUUUGGAGAAUUGCUUGGUUAGAUGCCACAGCCAAUUCUGCAACAGGAAAAGGUUGGUGGCCACUAUAAUCUCAGCAGGGCACACUUGAUGGAUCAUUGUCUUUGCACAUAAAUUAGAUAUGGCGAAUUGGCAAAAGUGACUGGUGUUUUUUCAGUGUUGUAGAAUGUGACUCAACUAAUAGAUUGGCCGGUUUAGAAUGAAUUUUCUGGCUAAUUGCAUCGUCUGUUGCCUAUCUGGAUGCGCUGUAAGUCGGAUAUCUGCACUAGCCUGCCGAUCUUGUUGAAAGAAGCCUCAUGAUGACUCAAUUCCAACAUUUUUUUUUAUAUUCGCUGCACUCAGAAA
Panicum virgatum (switchgrass) is the source of this 1217-nucleotide messenger RNA. RefSeq names its product putative exosome complex component rrp40. Gene Ontology annotation, biological process: CUT catabolic process; poly(A)-dependent snoRNA 3'-end processing; TRAMP-dependent tRNA surveillance pathway. Gene Ontology annotation, cellular component: nuclear exosome (RNase complex); cytoplasmic exosome (RNase complex). The record is from RefSeq and is a predicted model, not a curated record. The coding region runs from base 126 to 845 and encodes 239 amino acids. Gene Ontology annotation, molecular function: RNA binding. The transcript has 10 exons. NCBI's taxonomy places the organism in Eukaryota, Viridiplantae, Streptophyta, Magnoliopsida, Poales, Poaceae.